Dunckerocampus dactyliophorus (ringed pipefish) is the source of this 996-nucleotide messenger RNA. RefSeq lists its product as uncharacterized. The transcript is spliced from 3 exons. Gene Ontology annotation, biological process: regulation of autophagy. NCBI's taxonomy places the organism in Eukaryota, Metazoa, Chordata, Actinopteri, Syngnathiformes, Syngnathidae. The record is from RefSeq and is a predicted model, not a curated record. Gene Ontology annotation, cellular component: mitochondrial outer membrane; intracellular membrane-bounded organelle. The coding region runs from base 142 to 492 and encodes 116 amino acids. Gene Ontology annotation, molecular function: 2 iron, 2 sulfur cluster binding.
CCUUCUCUGUGACGUCUCCUGUUGUAGAGUGACGCAGGACGAGCUCGACACAACGCUCCCAGAAAGAGAACAAGAGUUCACUUACUACGGUGCCAUUGACCUUGCUCUGCAGCACUCACAAAUACGGCGUCCGGAGAAACCAUGGCCGUUUCAAGUUUGCCACAGUUGUCAGCCAACUCGGGAAUGAGGCUGUCAAAAGAGCAUUUCCUCGUAGCAGUGCCUGUGGCAGUGGUCGCAGCCGUAGGCGGCUUUCUGGUCAGCCGUUACCUGAGUGGGCGGAGCUGCAAAAAGGGGCUGGUGAACACGUGCAUCAACAAAGAUAGUCCCAAAGUCGUGCACAGCUUUGACAUGGAGGACAUUGGCACCAAGGCUGUGUACUGCCGCUGCUGGAAGUCAAAGAAGUUCCCGUACUGCGAUGGCGCCCACAGCAAACACAACGAGGAAACUGGGGACAACGUGGGACCCCUCAUCAUCAAGAAGAGGGACACUUAAGCCAACCAAUUACAAGUUGGCGCUCCCACCUACACGCAUCCCCCCCCCCUUUGUUCGCACAUGAUAACAGCGUCUCAUGGACAUGUACUGCGGGUAUUAUGUUGUCACGGUAAAUCCUCCAUAGAAUGUGCUACUGCUUGAACACUAAGUGACAUUAUUGGAGAUGUAGGGUCACUGGGUCACUUAUAACUGGUUUGCGUGUAAAGGCUGCUGUACGUGUGGAGCAGGUGAUGUCAAAAAGGUUUUUGCCACUUUUCUCAUUUCAGCCUUAAAUGAAAUAAACACACACUACCCACAUGAAUGUUGCUUGUUUUGUCUUGUGCGCCAAAAGCCAAGUGCUUCCUCCGAGCUUGAUGUUUGGCUUAAAUCGUCAAUCUGCUGUAAACUGUGGAAACUUCUGACAAAACGGUAUAUUUGGCUUUUUCUUUAGAUUUUCUACAGUGCUGCGUGUCUGAUUAAAGGGGUUGUUCUUCUGUAUAAUGUAAAUAAACUUGUGCAACUUGA